UAAGUUUUUUUAGCAAAGUUAAUUCAGUUAUUCAAUAAGUCCGGUGUGGUUAUUUCAAAUAUAAUUUAUUCGAAGCGGAAUAAUCACAAUUUAUUAAAUAUUUUUUUUUCUUAAAUCGAGGAUCUGGCUUCCAGAUCAAAUUAAAUACAUAGUUAGAAAUAAAACAAAAAAAAACAAAGCAGAAAUGCCAUCCUCUCUAAGACUGAAAAAAAAUAACCUUUGCGGAUUGUCAUCCUGGCAUCCGGAAUGGAUGCAAAGAUAUGCAAAUGCCAAAUGGUUUAUGGUAGUUUAUAGUCUUCUCGGGACAAUCCAAGCCAUGUCCUAUAUGUAUUUUGUUGUGACGCUAACAACAAUCGAGAAACGUUUCAAAAUUCCAAGUCAGACAACAGGAAUAAUCCUCAGCGGUAAUGAAAUAUCUCAGAUAAUGUUAUCUUUGAUCUUAUCGUAUAUUGGUGGACAAAGGAACCGACCUUGCUGGAUUGCAUGGGGAAUGGUAUUCUGUGGAAUAUCGUGUUUUAUCGUAGCACUUCCUCAUUUCAUUUAUGGGGCUGGUGAUGAGGCUUACCAUUUGACACAAGAAUACCUUGAUAGCUUGACUUUGGACAAUUCGACAAAUUUUGUUUUAGUUAAAUCCAACAUCAAGGACUCACAGCAAUUGUGUGGAACCAAUCAAAAUGACAUAGAAUGCGAUCAGUUGUUCUCCAUUAUUCCACUUGUUUUGAUAUUUAUGUCCCAGUUUGUUCUUGGAAUCGGAAACACCCUGUACUAUUCAUUGGGACAGACAUAUUUGGAUGAUAAUACUAAGAAGACAAAUACUCCAUGGAUGCUUGCUGUGGCUAUGUCACUAAGAAUGAUUGGACCUAUUUUUGGAUUUAUGUUAGGAUUCUUUUCACUCAACCUAUUUAUCGAUACCACAAAGACUCCCCUGAUUGACAAAAAGGAUCCACGAUGGUUGGGAGCAUGGUGGUUUGGUUGGACGAUAUUGGGAACAAUUAUGUUUAUGUUCUCUGGAUUAAUUGGAUUAUUCCCCAAGGAGUUGCCCAAGAGAAAUCAAGGAAACCAACAAUACAGUUCUGUUUUGCCACAAGUUCUUCGAAAUGAUGAACUUAUUCUUGAUGAUGGACGAGGACUACAAUCAUCAAAUGCUGCCAUAGACAAACUUUCUGCGCCAAAUGCUGAUAUUCCACAACUUAAAGACUUCCCAAAAGCUCUGAUGCGUCUCCUUCGUAACAAGCUGCUUAUAUUCAACAUUAUUUCUGGAAUAUUUUACCUCUUGGGUGCUUCGGGUUAUAUGACAUUCCUAACCAAAUACAUGGAAGUGCAAUUCCAUAGAAGUGCCCAAAGUGCAACAAUUAUCGUUGGACCAUUUUCUCUAACCGGAAUGGUUCUAGGAUUAUUACUUUCUGGAUUGGUUAUAUCAAAAUUAAAACCAGCUCCUAGCAAGUUACUCAUGUGGAAUGUUAUAAUUGGAUUUUUGUCUAUUGGUGGACAAGUAGCAUAUUUGUUUAUUUAUUGUGGUGAUACAGCUUCUUUAAUGGUUGAUGGAAAAUUAGAUGUAACAACAAAUUGCAAUUUGAAUUGCUCAUGUGGCCAUGUAACGUAUAGUCCUGUGUGUCAUGUUGAAAGUGACACCACAUACUUCUCUCCCUGUCAUGCUGGCUGUUAUAAUUGGGAUUCAGAAACCAAGAUCUAUUCAAAUUGCUCUUGCUUAGGCGACUCUGGUAGCUGGAUGGGCAAUCAAUUGUCUACAACGUUAUUACCACCAACUCCUCUCCUUACAACUGAAACAAGUCAGGUGACUCCAUCGUUAACCAACAUUCUAACCCCAGGCGCUUGUCUCAAAGGAUGUGAAACAGCAUUUUGGACAUUUGCUUUUGCUGCUAUGACAAUUAAUUGGUUUGCAUCAUCUGGGCGUAUCGGGAACAUUUUAGUCAACUAUCGAGCCGUCUCGGCUGAGGAUAAGGCAUUUGCUCAAGGUCUAGGGCUGAUGUUGAUCAGCUUAUUUGCACUUAUUCCGGGACCAAUUAUUUUUGGUCGUAUAAUUGAUUCGACUUGUUUGGUUUGGACCAAGCAAUGCGGUCAAAAUGGAAAUUGUCAGCUAUAUGAUCAGGAAAGAUUCCGAUAUAUGGUCAACUUGAGUGCUGUCGCUUUCACAGUCCUUGGAAUAUUUUUCGAUAUACUCGUCUGGUAUUAUGGCAAAAAUCUGGAUUUGUAUGGUGAGAAAGAAGCUGAACGAUUAGCAGAACUUAAGAAAAAAAAUAGGCAAGUGACGCCAUUGAUGUCGAGGUAGUACUAUAGUUUCAAUGAAACUGUUGUUGUAUGAUUUUUUUUUGUAAAAGAGAAUUUAAUGUUAAGUUUUUGAAUAAAAUUGUUUGUUCACAAAAAUAAAUAUUAUUUUGUAUGCUUUAAUGACUCUAAAGCAAAUCUCA
Molecule: messenger RNA, 2429 nt
Organism: Eupeodes corollae
Lineage: Eukaryota; Metazoa; Arthropoda; Insecta; Diptera; Syrphidae
Gene: Oatp33Ea
Product: solute carrier organic anion transporter family member 74D
Exons: 9
Coding region: 185-2290 (701 amino acids)
Biological process (GO): sodium-independent organic anion transport; transmembrane transport
Cellular component (GO): membrane
Molecular function (GO): protein binding
Source: RefSeq, a predicted model, not a curated record